This is a messenger RNA of Linum trigynum, 8223 nucleotides long. NCBI's taxonomy places the organism in Eukaryota, Viridiplantae, Streptophyta, Magnoliopsida, Malpighiales, Linaceae. The record is from the annotation of a GenBank genome assembly.
CUCCUUCACAUAUUUGCAUUAGGGAUAUACAUGGAUCUAGCGAUUCAGGUUUAGUCAUUUUAAUCACCAGAUCCACACACUUCAAUUUUGAAAACACCACAUCUAAACCCACACAAUAAAAUUAAAAUUUCACUGUUUGUUUAUGGUUGGAUUGGGUCAGGUGGACAAUACUUAUAAGUAAAAACUCAAGUAAACACUAAAAAUGCAACUAUUCUGUACAAAAAGUAAAGUAAUUUAUAACUAAUUAAAUUUCAAUCAAAUUAAUUGAAGUGGAAGGUAUCAAAAUGCAUAGAAGGUGUCGCUUGGAUAUAGAUUAAAUGUAAUUUGUUUCAACAUAUGUCUAUUAUGUUUCAUAAACAUUUAAUAAAAUAAGCAAAAAUCUUAUGCAUAAUAAGGGAAUGCAUCCAUAUAUUAUUCUUCUAAAAGUAUCCACAAGAAAAAAAAUGUGAAUCAUAACUUUAUGCAUCCAUAGUAUAUUAUUCUUCUAAAUAUACGUGCCUAAAUUUUAAAUUGAAAAAUGCAUAAGUUUAGCUAGACCACAAAAGAAAAUUAUGAAUAAAUUCUUAGCUUUCUCACAAACAUGCUUGUAUAGGAGACAAAUGCGUUUUAGAUACGAACACUUAGAACAACAAUUGUAACAUAGACUCAGGUUGGUAUCUAUGGGUUGCAUAACCCAAAACUCGCACCAAACCCAAAAGAGAAGGUUUCACAAAAUAAAACCAACAAUCAACCUAAAACUUUAGUUUUAGCGGUAAAUACGAUGAGUUAGGGUAGGGUUACAGUUAUUUUUGGUCACUCUUAAAUCACAUAGCUCUACCACUAAUUUAAUUUCAUAAAAAAAAAAUUAUCCCCAAAUUUAAUAUCAUUAAUUGAUGUAUGUAUAGAUGGCAGCGAGGAUUUCCAUGAGACAUUAUGGGCAACGAUAACAAUUUCGACCUAACCUUUGUUUACCCUGACUUGUUUAACCUGUUUGGGGACUGGUAUUACUCGCCCCGUAGGUGACACAGGAUGGGUAUGGGUACUCCUCUCGACCCGACUUGUCCUAACCUGCCUCAGUCUCUACUCAUUGUUUUCCUAAAUCACAUGUAAUUUUACUCAAAUUACAUAUAAUUUUAUUUUUAGGGUGUGCCUACGGUGACAUGCAUGUCACGGUGACUUGCACUUUCCGGUCGACCUCAGUUAGGAUUAGGUCGACCUCAUUUAGAAUUCGGUCGACCUCAUAUAGGAUCUGGUCGACCUCAUUUAGGAUUCGUUCGACCUCAUAUAGGAUCAGGUCGACCUAAUCUGUUGUUUCAGUGUAAAAACAGUUCAUGGUGCCUACUUUGGAUAUUCAUAUCAUACAAUUGGCUAGAUGGAAAUUGAAGACUAAUGACUUGUUUUGAAGCUGGAGUGUCCCUCUACAUAUUGAAGUGAUUGAGAGCUCGAUAGGAAGUCCAGAAGACCAUUUUUGAACCUCAUCAAAAGGCUAUGCCAAAACUGGGAAACAGCCUAGAAAUGGCUACGUCUGGAAACGUGUUUGUGAAGCCUGUUUUGGAGCUCAAUUCGAGAAGCAUGAAUGCGAGUCGAGUCCAGGAGCCUCUACCACGUUAAAUUAGGUAUGUUUUUAUGCCAAUUUAAGGCAUUGGAUGAAAGAUUGGAUAUCUGUAAGGCUUCAAACAAAAGGGUCGAAGUUGCUACGAAGGCUGUUUUUCUGGCAGACUUCGAGCACAAGCAAGCUGCCAAAAAAACAGCAUUCGUAGCAACUUCGACCCUUUUGUUUGAAGCCUUAAAGAUAUUCAAUCUUUCAUCCAAUGCCUUUCCUUUAUAUUAAAAAGAGACGUAAUUUAAUGUGGUGGAGGCCCCUGGACUUGACUCGCAUCCAUGCUUCUCAAAUUGAGCUCCAAAGUAGGCUUGACAAACACGUUGCCAGACUUGGCCAUUUUCAGGCAGUUUCCCAGUUUUGGCAUAGCUUUUUGGUCAGGUUCAAAAAUGGUCUUCUGGACUUUCUAUUGAGCUCUCAAGUACUUUAAUGUGUAGAGGGACACUUCAUCUUCAAAACAAGCCUUUAAUCUCCAAUUGCCAUCUAGCCAAUUGUAAGAUAUGAAUCUCCAAAGUAGGCACCAUGAAACUGUUUUUACACUGAAACAACAUAUUAGGUUGACCUGAUCCUAUAUGAGGUCGACCGAAAAUUGCAUGUCACCGUGACAUGCAUGUCACCGUAGCAAAGUCCUUAUUUUUAUUAUCUCAUAUCUAAGCUAUAACGAAGUAAAUAGGCGAGAACUUUAAUUUCUCGAAUAAUUUAACUAUAUUUAUCAUAUUAUAGUUUGUGUCUCGAUUUGUCAAUGAAAAAAAAUUCUAAUAUUUUCUUUUAAACUACAUAACUAUAUGGGUAAACCUACCCAGGCCCGCACCCAUGAUAAAUUAUCCAACCUGUACCUGACAUGCCACAUGACAAGUAUUGGUAUCAAAAUACCCACCCAAACCUGUUGUUAGCGGAUUAUGGGAAGUGUCUUGGGCCACGGAAAUUUAUGAUUGAUGAUUGGCCCAAGCCCAUGCAACCCGAACCAUGCAAACGUAGGCAUGCUAGGGUUUCUGACUUGUAUUUAUUUCCCAUGUAUCCCACCGAAAACACUCAAGCAAAUAUAGUACGAUUUCUUCUUGGAGAGCUUGCCUCUCCCGUGGAUUAGUCCUGGCAUUCCAGGGAUACCACGUUAAAUCCGUGUGUUCAUCUCGUUAACCUUUUGAUUUAUUUAGAUACGUUAACAUGGUAUCAGAGCUUUCGGCGCCUGAUUCUGAGAGACUGUCAAUUCGGCUCAACCCAAAGAAUUACAUGCUGUGGGAAUUUCAAUUCCGUGUUCGUGUUGAAGGGAAGGGACUCGCCCGGGUCCUGGAUGGAACAGAUCCGAGGCCAGACUCCACGGCCACUGCCGAGCAUAUCACACACUGGAACAUGAAUGAUGCUCGGGUAAGAUCGUGGAUCCUAGACUCGGUUGAUCCAAAUAUUUGUUUGAGCCUCCAUAUGCAUAAGACUGCACAAGAUAUGUGGAAACAAUUGGCUGCUACUUAUUCAACCGCAAGUGCCGCGCGACAAUUUGAGGUCCAGAUUGCGUUGGAUAAGUUGGAACAAGGAGAUAGGGAUAUUACAGCUUACCUCACUGCCGCACAAGAAUUGUGGACCGAAGAAGAUUUACUCACCUUGUCACUACGACCUGCCGCAACUUCAGUUGUCUUGAUUGAGGAACGCAAGCAUGCUCGCCUUCUCCAUUUUCCGAUGCGGCUAAGACCAGAGUUUGAGCCCAUCAGAUCGGCCAUCAUUCAUCGUGGAGCGCUGUCAAUGGAUGGUGUUGUUGGUGAUUUGAUAAGGGAAGAGACCCGCCUGAGAACCCAGGCCAAGUUGGACCUCCGCCCCGGCGACAGUGAGUCGCCCCUUGUUGCUGCCGCAGGAGAUGAUGCUGCCUUCGCCGUGGGACGACCGCAAUUCCACCGUCGAAUCCCGAUCGCGGAAUUGCACUGCCACCAUUGCAAGGAGAAAGGCCACCUUCAAAAAUAUUGCCGGAAACGUAACCUGUGCGUGUACUGUAAAAAGGGCGGGCAUAUCAUACUCGACUGCAGGCUCUUUGUCAAACACCAUGGGAAGCAUGCAGAGAUGUCGGACAACCCCCAGGAGCAGCCGCGAUCCGACACUCGCCGCACCGAUCGCCCUGCUUAUUCCGCGCAGCUGGCCGAAGGGAGUGGGGCAGGGUUUUCAGCUGCCAAGAUAGAGGAAUUAGUGAAUGCGGCGCUACAGAAAUCAUUGCCAACUGCUAUCAACUCCGCAUUUGCUGCUAUGCAGGUUACAGGUAAGAAACCCUCACCAUGGCUACUGGAUUCUGCUUGUUAUAACCAUAUGACACAAAAUUCAGAUGUUCUUACUAGCAUUCAACUUGUGCGUCAUAUGAACUUACGGGUAGCUAAUGGUGAGCAUUUGGCGGUUCAAGGAAUGGGAUGUGUAAAACAACCUAGGAUUAAUUUACCUAAUACGUUACAUGUUCCCAACUUAGUGCCUAAUCUAGUGUAUGUUGGACAACUUACUGAUCACGGAUGCUCGGUUACGUUUGCACCGUCUGGCUGUGUUGUGCAGGACCUGAAGACGGGGAGGCAAAUCGGCAGAGGGAGUAAGCAGGGGUGGUUAUUUCAAUUAGAAGAGCUCAUCAGUCCAUCAUCAUCAUCGUCCUCUCCUGUCUCCGAUAAUAGUAGGCAUGUCAGUAGUCCUUUGGUGUCUAGUUUUUCAAGUCUUCCUAGUGAGUCGAAUAAUGUUUGGGAUUUGUGGCAUUCACGUUUGGGUCACCCUAACUCUGGUCGUUUGUUACAAAUGUUUCGUCAGUCUUUGUUAGGCAAGCACAAUGUUUCUAUGUUGUCUAAACAUAAUUGCACCAGUUGUGUUGAAGCUAAAACCAUCAGUAUUUCUUCCCCUUCUAGUUCCACGGUGAUUUCUGAACCCUUUCACAUUAUACACUCUGAUCUAUGGGGACCAUCUUUUGUGCUUUCUCGCCAUGGGUUUCGAUACUUUGCGUUAUUUGUUGACCAUGCCACCAGGUUCACAUGGGUUUACUUUCUCCGUCUUAAAUCCGAUCUUAAGGCUAUUGCCGAGGAGUUUUUGAAAAUGGUGCAAACCCAGUUCAAUAAACCUGUUAAAAUCCUUCGUUCUGAUCCGGGGGGUGAGUUUAGUUCGAAUCCUCUGUUGGCUUUGUAUCGAUCUCUUAGUACAUUGUGUCAGAAAUCUUGUCCUGGUGUGUCGCAGCAGAAUGGUUUAGUUGAGCGUAAGAAUAGACAUGUCCUUGACCUAACUCGUGCCCUCCUCAUUGAGUCGCAGGUCCCUUCUCGUUUCUGGCCUGAAGCUGUUGCUACGGCUGUCCGUCUCAUAAACUAUCAGAUCACCCCGGUUCUUCAAAAUGUUAGCCCAUUCUUUGCAUUAUACUCUCGUCAUCCUGACUAUUCUCGUCUCCGGGUUUUUGGGUGCUUGUGCUUUGUUCUCAUGCCACGGAAGGAACGCACUAAGUUAACUCCUAAAACAGCUCGGUGUGCGUUCCUUGGGUAUAGCGACAUUCACAAAGGGUAUAUUUGUUAUUACCCUGUCUUGCAACAUGUGCGUAUAGCAGCUACUGUGGUAUUCUUUGAGAAUUUUAGGUUCUUUCCUUCUGUUGAGUCCGAAAAUCAUUUGUUCAAUCCCAUGUCCCAGUUGCCUAGUUUUGAUGAUGAUGAUACUGAGAAUGAUGAUGGUUUGCCGCCCCCUGAGGAACCUCCCUCUCCCCUGCCGAACAUGCCUCCCACUCCGCCUGGGACGACUCCCGCCUCUUCCUCAAGCUUGCACUUGGACUCGCCUGACACAUCGAGCUCCUCGACGUCCCAUGCCUCGAUGUCACACUCCUCGACCGCGACUUCUGCUGCAUCGGCUGCGGAUGGAGGGUCCCCUCCGCCGUCACCACCUCAUGACAACCCGCGCCUAUCUCUUCGGGUUAAUAAAGGUCAGCCACCACCUCGGUUCAAUGAGUAUUUUGCCUAUGGGAUUGAUGCUUUGGUAGUUCCUACGAGUUAUAAGCAGGCGGAGGGUAAUCCGUUGUGGGAGGCGGCCAUGCAAACGGAGAUCGAUGCUGUGCAUGCCAAUAAGACGUGGACGGUGGUGGAUGGGCCUCCUCCUGAGGUGCCUGUUAUAGGUUGUCGGUGGUUAUAUGCGUUAAAAAUGACCCCGCAAGGGGAGAUUGAACGUCAUCGGGCCCGAAUUGUAGCGCAGGGUUACUCCCAGGAACAAGGGAUCGACUUUGACGAAAAUUUUGCUCCGGUGGCUAAAAUGGCUACUGUACGUACACUUCUGGUGGUGGCAUCUGUUCGUCGCUGGCCGUUGUUCCAGUUUGACGUCAAGAAUGCGUUUUUGCAUGGGGAUUUAAAAGAGGUUGUCUAUUUGGAGAAGCCUCCGGGAUACAACGUUGGUUCACCGGGACAGGUUUGUCUACUUCAUCGGUCGUUGUAUGGACUCAAACAGGCUCCGCGGGCGUGGUUUGAGAAAUUUCAGACUACCGUUCAGAAGCUGGGUAUGCGGCAAAGUUUGAGCGAUCCGUCUCUAUUUACUCAAACCACUGCGGCAGGUAUUGUUGUUCUCCUCCUCUAUGUUGAUGACAUGGUGGUCACCGGUGAUGAUACUCAUGAGAUUACUGCCCUUAAACGCGGCCUUCAGGAGGCGUUUCACUUGAAAGAUUUAGGCAACUUGUCAUAUUUUCUUGGGCUCGAGAUCAGUCGGAAUGACCAGGGCAUUCACAUUGGGCAACGGAAGUAUAUUGGGGACUUAUUGAGUGAACAUCACUUUGAUGAUUGUCAACCGGUCAGUACACCGAUGGAAUUGAAUUUGAAGCUCCGACGUGAUUCCGGCAGCUCAUUACCAGAGGGUGACAGCUCCUGUUAUCGUAGCUUGGUGGGGAGUCUCAUUUACUUAGCUGCCACCCGCCCUGACAUUUCCUAUGUUGUACAGAUGGUUAGCCAGUUUAUGGCGGUCCCUCACCGGGAUCAUUUGGCUGCGGCCCACAGGAUUCUCCGGUACUUGAAGGGCACGUAGGAUGUUGGUAUGUUCUUCCCAUCCACAGGCUCACUUGGUCUACGUGCUUUUUCCGAUUCUGAUUUUGCAGGAUGUGUAGACACCCGUCACUACGGGUUGGUGUGUUCAGUUUGCUGGUUCCUUCAUUUCAUGGCGGUGUAAGAAACAGGAUAAGGUAUCCAAGUCCUCUACGGAGGCGGAGUAUCGGGCUAUGUCUGAUGUCUGUUCCGAGCUUGUUGGGCUGCAACGUUUAUUGGGAGAUCUCAGCGUUUCAUGUUCAGUGCCUCUUGUUGUUUUCGUGGAUAACACCAGUGCCAUUCAGAUUGCGAUUAAUCUGGUUCUCCAUGAUCGCACGAAGCACAUCGAGCUUCAUGUCCAUUAUGUUCAUGAUUUGGUGCGCGAGGGCUCGGUUCGGCUGCAGUAUCUCAAAACGGAAGAGCAGAUUGCGGAUAUAUUUACUAAGCCUUUUACCAGUAGUCGGCAUUGGUACCUCUCAAGCAAAUUGAUGCUUCGUUCCCGGCAUCAAUUUGGGGGAGGCUGUUAGCGGAUUAUGGGAAGUGUCUUGGGCCACGGAAAUUUAAGAUUGAUGAUUGGCCCAAGCCCAUGCAAACGUAGGCAUGCUAGGGUUUCUGACUUGUAUUUAUUUCCCAUGUAUCCCACCGAAAACACUCAAGCAAAUAUAGUACGAUUUCGUCUUGGAGAGCUUGCCUCUCCCGUGGAUUAGUCCUGGCAUUCCAGGGAUACCACGUUAAAUCCGUGUGUUCAUCUCGUUAAACUUUUGAUUUAUUUAGAUACGUUAACACCUGUCCAUUGACAUUCCUAAUUAUGGGUAUACUUUUAUUAGUUACUUGUAAAAAAAUGGGUUAGAGAUCACUCUUUCAUUUUGAUGGUUCAAAAUGUAGGUACGAGAAAUCUGGACCGUAAAUAAAUCAUUGAAUUUGAACUCAAAAACUUCCCUCCAUCGGUUAAGAAAUUGGUCCAACCAAUCAUGGUUAAUUGGCGGUUAGAAAAAAAGGUCCUGAUUUAAUUCAAUAUAUCCAACGGUGGAGAUUAUGCCGGCAUGGAUGCAGGCACGACACCACAGUCUUCUUCCCCGAGAUCAAUCGAACCAAAUUCGGGUUGAGGGGCACCGACUAAGGAGCCCAAAAAAAUUAAAAUAAAGAAAACAAAUCCAGGCUAGGCAGAACUAGGAAGGCCAUGGGAUCGUGGAAUGGUAAUAUGGUGAUACCAUUACCAACUCAGCACAAAGAUUCUUAAGGGAACAACAUAAUUCCCAUUUUCCACGAUUCAAGUUUUAUAUAAUCUUCUUCUAAAGUAAGAUAUGCUGAGGCUGUCAAAGGCAAUCCCCCCCAAUUAUAUUUGCCAUUUUUGGAAUUGGAAGGUACUCUUUCUUCAUCCCCUAAACAUUCCCAACAAAUCCAUGUCUGGAUCAUUGAAAUGCCAGCAUGAAUACACUCACUCUUAGUUCGCUUUAGAUUCAUUUUAAAUAAAAUUUCAUGUCGAUAAAGUACGAGAGAUUCAUCAUUCAUAAGGAACAUCCAGUUUUAAUUGACAAGACAUGUUUUGAACGUGAAAAUGGAGGAGUUCUUGUAAGAAUUUUGAAAUUAAACGUGCUUAGUGUAGAUUACCUCCCGUGAAGUCAUCCCGAUGCACCACAAAAAUAAAAUCGUGCACAGUUA